AUGGCCAAGGUCUUCGACGCAGCAGAGGUCGCGAAACAUAAUACCGCAGAGAGCUGCUGGGUGAUUCUUUACGGGAAAGUCUACGAUGUGACCGAUUUCCUGCCCAGCCAUCCAGGUGGUGCGAAGAUCAUUUUGAAACUUUCUGGGAAAGAUGCCACCGAAGAAUACGAUCCCAUCCACCCUCCAGGCACUCUAGAGGAAUUGAAGCCAGAGGCCUGCCUAGGAACGGUGGACGAAAGCACAUUGGCCAAGGAGGAGACUCCAACACACGCACCACAGCAAGCAACCGGCCCGCCUCCCAUGCACACUCUUCUCAAUCUCGAUGAGAUUGAAGAGAUAGCCACGAAGCAAGUUAGCCAAAAAGCAUGGGCGUACUACUAUUCGGCGGCAGAUGACAAGAUGUCAAAACGGUUCAACAAUCAAGUCUAUCAAUCGAUCUUGCUCCGACCAAGGGUGUUUGUUGACUGCACCAAUUGUGAUUUAAGCACAUCGGUGCUGGGUCAUAGACUGGGGAUGCCGAUCUACGUGUCGCCUGCAGCCAUGGCUCGUCUCGGUCAUCCGUCGGGUGAAGCAGGAAUCGCAGAGGCAUGUCGAAGCUUCGGUGCCAUGCAGGUCAUCUCCAACAACGCCUCAAUGACACCGGAGCAGAUUGUGAAGGAUGCCGCCCCGGAUCAGGUCUUUGGCUGGCAACUGUACGUUCAGGUGGACCGCAAGAAGAGCGAGGCCAUGUUGGCUCGGAUCAACAAAUUAAAAGCCAUCAAAUUCAUCGUCCUCACCUUGGAUGCUCCCGUGCCGGGAAAACGGGAAGAAGACGAGCGCAACAGUCUGGUCGGAGCUUCGGAGCCCGUAUCAAGCGGCGUCAAAGCUGCUGAGCGCGCCGCCGAUGGCACCCCUGACGUGAACGGCCCUGGUGGCUCGGGAGGAGUUGGCCAACAACUGUUUGCCGGCACUGAUCCAUCCUUGACAUGGCAAAAGACACUCCCCUGGUUGGCCCAACACACCGACCUCCCGAUUGUGCUGAAGGGGCUGCAAACGCACGAAGAUGCGUAUAUUGCCUCUCUUCAUGCACCUCAGGUUAAAGGAAUCAUUCUCUCAAACCACGGCGGGCGCGCGGCGGACACUGCUCCCCCUGCUGUGCACACACUCUUGGAGAUUCGUAAAUACUGCCCCGAAGUAUUCGAUAAGCUUGAGGUCCAUGUUGAUGGUGGCAUUCGUCGUGGAACAGACGUGGUGAAAGCACUAUGCCUCGGUGCCAAGGCGGUUGGUCUUGGACGUGCAGCGCUUUGGGGGCUGGCUGCCGGUGGCCCUGACGGAGUUCGCAGAACCUUACAGAUUCUUGCCGAUGAGACUAAGACGUGCAUGCGGUUGCUUGGGGUGGAAACUGUUGAUGCACUGGGCCCUCAACAUAUCAAUACUCGUAUUGUCGAGCAGCAGAUUUACGAUGGACCUUCCAGCCUCGACUCAUUACGACGCGUCUUCCGCGCGAGACUAUGA
Molecule: messenger RNA, 1494 nt
Organism: Penicillium oxalicum
Lineage: Eukaryota; Fungi; Ascomycota; Eurotiomycetes; Eurotiales; Aspergillaceae
Product: FMN-dependent alpha-hydroxy acid dehydrogenase
Exons: 5
Coding region: 1-1494 (497 amino acids)
Molecular function (GO): heme binding; oxidoreductase activity
Source: RefSeq, a predicted model, not a curated record